CGAUCAGAAGCUGCAAUUGAGACCGUCACAACACUCUUCUCACCCUUUGGCAACCCUCCACGGUCACUCGCCAUGCAGGCGAGGCGAUAGAGUCGACCGAAGGCAUCACUUGACGUUACCGAACCAUUUCAGUGCGGAAGUUGUGGGACAACCGGCCAAAUGGCGACAGCCGCAACGGUGAAUGGCGCCAAUGGGCAAGCCUUUGAUCCGGUGCUACGCGCUCUGGCGACUAUGUCAUCCAACGCAGAUCGAUCGCAGAAAGGGCAAGCACAUGAAUACCUUGAGCGGUAUCAGAAGUCGGAAGGAGCCUGGACCACGACCUUCGCCAUCCUGCAGUCUCCGCAAUCCACUGACGAGGCGAAGCUAUUCGCCGCGACGACGUUGAAGGGAAAGAUCGUUUUCGACUUCCACCAACUACCGCGCACUACACUGCCUCAGUUAAGAGAUACGUUGCUGUCAUUACUAGCCCAAUAUUCGAAGGGCCCAAAGCCAGUACGCACUCAGUUAUCCGUGUGUCUGGCAAAUCUUGCAAUCCAGAUGCUGGAAUGGAAGGAUGUCCUGCAGACUGUCAUCAACACGCUCGGCGGAAACCAGUCGAGCAUAGCAUGUGUCCUCGAGUUCUUGCAUGUCUUGCCUGAGGAGGUGACAGAGGGUAGAAAGAUCAAUCUUACCGAAGAUGAGCUUAGAGACCGGACAACGGAGCUUCUGGAGCAGAACGCUCAGCAGGUAUUGCAGCUACUUACGCAGUAUGCGCAAUCGUCACCAGAUGCUGCGAAGAAUCCGCAGUUGAUGGAAUGUAUUACGAGCUGGAUGCGGGAGGUGCCGUUGACGAGCAUCGUGCAGUCGCCCCUUUUGGACGUGGUGAUGAAUGCAGCACAGAGCGAUCAAUCUUUCGAUGCUGCGGUUGAGUGUCUGUGCGCGAUUUUUAAGGAGACGCGCGAUGUCGAUGAGAAUGAAGAGUCAAUCAACACGCUGUACCCGCGGUUGGCAGCACUGCAGCCGAAGAUUCAAGCUGCAUCUUCAGAGGAAGACUGGGAGACCUUCAAGGGCUUGACUAGGAUCUUUGCGGAAGCUGGCGAAGCAUGGUGCGUCAACAUCGCGAGAAAGGCGCAGCAGUAUCGGGCAUUGGUGGAGUCAGUGCUGGAGUGCUGCGCUCGAGAUCGGGAGAGAGAGGCUUUGUCACAGACCUUCAACUUCUGGUAUGAGCUCAAGCAGUACAUCACGCUCGAACGGUAUAUCGAAGCGAGGCUACAAUUCGUGGACAUCUACUCCAAGUUAGUAGAUAUAAUGAUCGGUCAUCUCGAGUUUCCAACACCGGAGUCUGGAAACGAGAGCGACCUUUUCGACGGCGAUCGAGAAGCUGAAGACAAGUUCCGAGAGUUUAGGCAUCACAUGGGCGAUGUACUCAAAGACUGCUGCGAGGUCAUUGGCGUGUCUGAAUGCUUGCAGAAAAGCUACGUUCUAAUCGAACAGUGGGUGGCGCAGCAUGGCGCGCAAGCACAGGCAGGCAAGGUACCGCAAUGGCAAAAGCUGGAGGCACCGCUGUUUUCUAUGCGUGCGAUGGGCAGGAUGGUGCCGAAGGACGAAGGCGUCAUGCUGCCCCGUUUAAUACCAUUGAUCGUGCAGAUACCGGACCAUGAGAAAGUACGCUUCCAAGCGGUUAUGGCGCUGGGGCGGUACACAGAGUGGACUUCAGAACACCCGGAAACUCUACAAGAUCAGCUUCAAUUUAUCAUGGCGGCCUUCCGUCAUCCGUCAGGAGAGGUUGUUCGUGCCGCGGCGCUUAGCUUUCGCUUCUUCUGCAACGAUUGCGCGGACCUGCUCAAGGACUUUAUGACACAACUACAGCAGUUCUACGAGCAAGUCAUCAAUACGCUGCCCAGUCAAAGCCAGGAAGAGCUCACGGAAGGCAUUGCUUCCAUCCUGGCGAAGCAACCACUGACCACGCUCCUUCACUCGAUGAAGGUGUGCUGUGACCCAGUCGUCAAGCGACUUAUGUCAAUGGCACAGACAGCAACGCAAAAGGAGCAUAAGCUCGCCAUUGCCGACCACAUGAACCUCCUUACCAUCUUUAUUGGGGAGGUCAAGCCUUACGUCGACCCGAGGGAGCCGACACAUCCGUGCGUACAAUACUGCCAGGAGAUCUUUCCCGUACUCGCCGCUAUCUGCGAGCGGUUCAUCGACUUUGUACCGAUUGUCGAACGUGUCUGCCGGUGCUGGCGGUACAUGGUACUGUCGUAUCGUACGCAUACUGCGCCGUUACUUCCACAACUUGCGGAGAAGAUGGCGGCAGGCUUCACUGCAAGCAGACAAGGGUGCUUCCUUUGGGCCACUGACAGUAUCGUUCGGGAGUUCUCGGACGUGUCGGAGAUUGUGCCUGAAAGUACGGCGCAUGCAAUCUACACUUUCUACGAGCAGCAGGCGACAACGUUCCUCCGGGCUUUGAACGAUCUCCCGCCAGAAGAGCUACCGGAUGUCAUCGAGGACUUCUUCCGGCUGAGCUGUGACGUCCUGCUCUAUCACUCGGAACGACUCAUCCCAAGCGUCCUCAUGACGCCGAUCCUCUCCGCGGCCUCGACAUCACUCACACUGCUGAAGGAAGAACCUCUGAUUGCCACACUUCACUUUCUGCGCGACUUUCUCGCCUACGGCAGCGAAGAAGCUCCAUCCUCGCACUUCUCCGAAGACGGUACCUACACCAAUCGCGCCAACCCUCCCACCAUUCAGACCACCGUCAAGCAGCUCGUCCUCCACGAAGGCGAAAACCUCGUCCAGCGUUGUAUGACGGGCAUGAUGUAUACGUUCCCUCAAGACUGCUUCCCGGACGCCUCGGGCGUGCUGCUGGCGCUGUUCCAAUUGCUGCCUGCCGAGGUUGCGCAGUGGACGGGCCGAACGGUGACGAUGCUACCGGAGGGUAGUAUUGCGCCGCAGGAGCAAGAGAGGCUGUUGAGAAACAUCCAGCAGCGGAUUGAGAGUGGGGAGGUUAGGAAAAUCAGAGGGUUGUUGCAGGAUUUCACGAAUGCUUAUAGGAGGAGAAACGUGGCGCCUAGGGAGGGUUUGGGUAGGUUGGAGGCUACGAGGUUUAGGUUCGCGGGAUGAUACUGAGCGACAUACGAUGAUUGAGGGGUUGAGGUUUAGCGAGGCUUGUGGGUCGAUGGUUGUGCUGAGCGUGGAGUAGGGGUGGUAUCCUACAAGCAGGGGCGUUUUAAGGCCCGAACCUCCAAAAUCUGCUGUAAUCGGUCGGAGGAAUGCACGUUGUCCGCCAAAAUUGUUGACAUAUCAGCCGACUAUCAGCCAUGUCUUACCUAAAGCUACGUCGAAUACAGUCACGUGUAUCUAGUCAUAGCGCAUCUAGCGUUAUCGCGCGUCUCGGCUCCGAC
This is a messenger RNA of Baudoinia panamericana UAMH 10762, 3380 nucleotides long. RefSeq lists its product as uncharacterized. Gene Ontology annotation, cellular component: cytoplasm; nuclear membrane. The transcript is spliced from 2 exons. Gene Ontology annotation, molecular function: small GTPase binding. Gene Ontology annotation, biological process: protein import into nucleus. Bases 160 to 3099 code for a protein of 979 amino acids. The record is from RefSeq and is a predicted model, not a curated record. Lineage: Eukaryota; Fungi; Ascomycota; Dothideomycetes; Mycosphaerellales; Teratosphaeriaceae.